Messenger RNA from Mesorhabditis spiculigera, 2289 nucleotides. NCBI's taxonomy places the organism in Eukaryota, Metazoa, Nematoda, Chromadorea, Rhabditida, Rhabditidae. The record is from the annotation of a GenBank genome assembly.
AUGGACGCUGACCAUUUGGCUGUGCAAGCUAUCUUUCCGUAUCUAGCCGGUGGAUCAGCAAUUUGCUGUGUUCUAAAUAUUGCUAUUGUUACCGUGAUCGCGAAGAACGAGUCGUUAAGAGGGAAUUUUUACAAGAUCUCUGUAGUACAGACCAUCAUGGAGCUCCUCUGGGCCCUCGUCUUCUUCGUCCUGAUCCUCCCCUCACAAAUCGGCUACUACGCAAUCACAUUCGAGCAGAGCGACUUUCUCACGGCAAUCGCGCAGCCAGUACGAAUGCUUCUCUUUACGGCGGCAAUCCUGACGACGAUUGAGAGGGUUACGAUAGCACAUGCACCGGAAGUGGGCUGGACCCUGUUUCGUCGUGGGCUGAUCCUAGCUCUGAUCUUUGUUAUCCCCACUUUUCUCGUCGCCAUCAUCUUUCGUGAUCGAGACGAGUGGACGUCGAGAGUGGAUUUUACAGAAUGCGAUACUACGAUCGACUGCGUACUCGAGUUCAUCCUAGAAGGAGCCCUGUUUGCCCUGACCAUCGCCGCCGUCAUCUCGUUUGUAUUGACAAUGAUUGGAGCGAUAAAGAGUGGAAGCAAGGAGGAAAAACAUGCCCACGCCAUCGCCACCACAAUCGUGAUCAUCGACUACGUUCCACUACUAUGUGAAUCUGUCCGGAGUGUCAUUGCCUUUCGAUUGCAUCGAGUCUUCGAUUUUCGAUUAGACAAUAGCUUGUUUAUUGCCAGUGUGAUCACCCUAACCCUGAGCUCCUGCCUCCGCCCCUUGCUGCUCGCCAUCUUCGAUCCGCAGAUCCGGGCCCUCCUUUUUGCUCAUCUCUGCAAUCAGUGCAGAACAUCGUCAAUCACUAGUCACCAAGCUGAUGCUCCGUCGAACGCUAGUCACGGAGCUCACCACGGAGGCGCUUCGGUGAAGACAAACGCUGUUGGGGAGGUGCAAAAAGCGCCAAGGCGCCUCACGCCAUUUCCGAUCUCAUCCUCAUUCCGUUGCCGUACGCUGCGCUACUUUGGCGAAAAUAGGCGGCUAACGGGAUUAACCUCCUAUAAUGCGACCGGAAUGGCCAAAUCCGAUACAACCGCCUCGUUCCAUUGCCAUGAUCACGAUGAGAAGAAAGAGGACGAGAAAAACCGAAAAGCAAGACGAAUCCUGUGGAUCUCCGUCCUGAUUUGUUUGCUGUUCAUGAUUUGCGAAGUUGUCGGAGGGAAAAUUGCUAAUUCGUUGGCCAUUAUUACUGAUGCCGCGCAUUUGCUAACCGAUCUCGCAUCGAUGCUGAUCUCUCUCUUCUCCCUGUACAUCGCCAACCGCCCCGCCAACCAGAAGAUGAGCUGGGGAUUCCAUCGAGCAGAAGUCCUCGGUGCCUUCUUCUCCGUUUUCCUGAUCUGGGUGGUCACCGGCGUUCUCGUGGUGCUGGCGAUUAGCCGGAUAAUCAAGGGUGAUCACGAGGUGGAACCAAAGAUUAUGGCGAUCACGGCCAGUCUCGGUGUGCUCGUCAACCUGAUUAUGGGAGCCCUCCUGUUCUUCGGCGGACACUCCCAUUCUCACGGUGGAGGUGGACACGGCCAUAGCCAUGGAGGAUCCCCGAAAAAGAACAAGAAGAAGCAGCAAAAGGACAUCGAAAGCGCGCACGGGCACAGCCAUGAAGGAGGGCAUGGCCAUAGCCACGCUGGUGGACAUGGACACAGUCAUGGAGGAGGACACGGACAUAGCCAUAGUGGAUCUGAUGCAUCGCAUGAGACUGAGGCUCAAAAUACUGCACAUGGGCAUAGCCAUGAGGAGAAGGAGUCUAAAGGGCAUGCUCACGAUGGUGCCAACAUCAAUGUCCGCGCCGCCUUCAUCCACGUCCUCGGCGACCUUAUUCAAAGUGUCGGUGUACUGAUCGCUGCGCUCGUUAUUCUCUUUGUGCCCUCCUGGACGAUCCUCGACCCAAUUUGCACGCUCAUCUUUUCCGUCAUCGUCCUCAGCACGACCAUCUACAUUCUCAGGGACGCGCUGGUGGUGCUCCUUGAAGGCCGCCCGGCCUCCGUCGACUUCAGCGAGGUGAUCCAGUCCCUCCAGUCGAUUCCUGGCAUCGAGAAGGUGCACGAUUUGAGGAUAUGGGCGCUGACCAUGGAUAAGGUGGCCGUUUCCGUACAUCUUGAAGUUACUGACGAGCGCGACUCCCAGCGCAUCCUCCGGGAAACCAGAGCCAUGCUCAAACGGGAGCACAACGUACACGAAUGCACCGUUCAGAUUGAGACGUACUCCUCCGAAAAAGACGAUUGCCACCGAUGCGUGCCGCUCAAAAAA